Arabidopsis lyrata subsp. lyrata is the source of this 1334-nucleotide messenger RNA. RefSeq lists its product as uncharacterized. The record is from RefSeq and is a predicted model, not a curated record. NCBI's taxonomy places the organism in Eukaryota, Viridiplantae, Streptophyta, Magnoliopsida, Brassicales, Brassicaceae. The coding region runs from base 137 to 358 and encodes 73 amino acids. The transcript has a single exon.
ACUCCCAAGAAUCUCGCAGCAGUCAGCUUUAUCUGCCCUAUGAAAAGGUUUGUGGCAUGACUCAAGGUUCAAAGAGGAUCUAAUACUUCACAAACCAGACACGAUUCAAGACGCACUUUUCCGUGCAAAUAACUGGAUGGAAGUAGAAGACGAAAAAGAAAGUUUUGCAAAAAGGAACAAACAAGCAAAACCAGCGGUCACCUUCCCUAUCAAAAAGUUUGAGCCUAGGGAGAACCAAGGACCAAAAAAGUUCGGAUCGCAACCCCUUAACAAUACCGUCGGGAAGCAAUUUCAAGGAAAAGGAAGGUCAACACUUGGAUCCAUGACGAAAGUUUGUAUUGUGACAUCCAUAAGGUAACCGGACACUUAACCAAAGACUGUAGUGUCCUCAAAAAACACCUCGCAGAGCUGUGGGCCAGUGGAGAUCUUUCUAAAUUCAAGAUAGAAGAUUUCGUGAAGGAAUAUCACGAAGCGAAGGAUACCCCCAAAGAUCAGAAUUUAAAAAGACCUAGGCAAUCCAACGAAGAAGAACCUAGAAGUUCGAAGGGAAAAAUCAAUGUGAUCCUUGGAGGUUCCAAACUUUGCCGAGAUACGAUCAGUGCCAUAAAAAAGCAUAGGCGAAAUGUUUUACUUAAAGCGAAUUUGGGCGAAGAAAUUGACUUCCAUGGCGCGUCAAUAUCAUUUGACGAAGAAGAAACACAUCACCUCGAAAGACCUCAUGAUAACGCCCUAGUCAUUACCCUAGACGUUGCCAACUUUGAAGUAUCGAGAAUUCUCAUUGAUACGGGCAGUUCGAUCGAUUUAAUCUUUUUAGGUACUUUGGAAAGGAUGGGAAUCAGUCGGGCAGACAUAGUGGGACCUCCGUCUCCUUUAGUGGCAUUCACAAGUGAGUCGGCCAUGUCUCUCGGGACGAUCAAGCUGCCAGUUCUUGCCAAAAAUAUGUCAAAAUAGUAGAUUUUGUUGUUUUUGAUAAACCGGCAACCUACAACAUCAUCCUUGGGACUCCAUGGAUUUAUCAAAUGAAGGCAGUCCCCUCGACAUAUCAUCAAUGCAUCAAAUUUCCAACUCCUAGUGGAGUGGAAACAAUUCGAGGAAGUCAAGAAGCUUCACGAACGUGUUAUCUGACCAGUCAUCGACUGAAGAUCCAAUAGCAAUUAACGAAACCUGCGAAGAAGGGAAUAAUUCCAAGAUUUCCUAGUGGGCAGAAAGAGGAUGAUGUAGUAAUCGAAGUAGUAUUAGAAGGAGACAAACCAGAUCGGAAAGUCCGAAUUGGAGCUACUUUGACUGGCGAAAUAAAAGAAGCUUUGAUCAAACUUCUAAGGAAAAACAAAACG